This is a messenger RNA of Stegodyphus dumicola, 1456 nucleotides long. RefSeq names its product transcription factor SOX-9-like. Gene Ontology annotation, biological process: regulation of transcription by RNA polymerase II. Gene Ontology annotation, cellular component: nucleus. The record is from RefSeq and is a predicted model, not a curated record. Lineage: Eukaryota; Metazoa; Arthropoda; Arachnida; Araneae; Eresidae. Gene Ontology annotation, molecular function: DNA-binding transcription factor activity, RNA polymerase II-specific; RNA polymerase II cis-regulatory region sequence-specific DNA binding.
UCCACCAUAAACCCCGCCAUCCGAACAGACGAACUUCAGUUCUCUUUUCUCUCGCAAGAAGAGCUGUUGCAAUCCACUCCGAUAGCGAGAUCUCCGUUGAGGAGUUACAGAAACCGUCAGAUGGAUCCGCGGAUAAGCGCCGAGGAGUCGGACGAUACGAAUGGACUGGACUCCGGGCCGUAUCCGGCUUCCAUCCGGGCAGCGGUCAGCAGAGUACUACGCGGAUAUGACUGGAGCGUGGUACCGGCACCAGUACGAAGUGGUCAAGGAAACGGAGCGGGUGGCGACAGAAGAAAACCGUACGUCAAACGACCUAUGAAUGCUUUCAUGGUGUGGGCUCAAGCGGCCAGACGAAAGCUGGCUGACCAGUACCCUCAUUUACAUAACGCAGAGUUGAGUAAAACUUUGGGGAAACUUUGGAGGUUGCUCAAUGAAGAAGACAAACGGCCGUUCGUAGAAGAGGCAGAAAGGUUACGACUGAUCCACAAACGGGAGCAUCCUGACUACAAAUAUCAACCAAGGAGGAAAAAGACAUCUAAAUCUGGCAACGAGAAACCUCAGCAGCCUGCUGGUCAGGCCAACACAGCCAUUGUCUUCAGGUCGCUCAAAUACAGCGAUUCCGAUUCCAAUUCCGUGAAGACGGAACACGAAGGAGGUGCUCCUUCCAGCCCACCUACCCCUCCAUCCAGUCCCCCUCUCGAAGAAGUCUCACCUCUCAACAGGAGACUGAAACCUGAUGGCAGUAGCUACGAGCAACCAAUCGAUUUCAGUUAUGUGGAUGUCGGCCAACUCACACGAGAGGCGAUGGACAAUUUGGAUGAGUCUGAGCUUGACCAGUACCUCCCACCCUCCAGCAUUAGGCAAUACACUGGUCUUAUGCCCCCUCUGGUGGACGAUUUCGGAGGACCUUAUCCAGUGAAUACAGCCUCUUUCGUGAGCAGUACUGCAGGUGAAGAACAUUGGACUUGCUUUUAAAGAACUAUUACAUGGAAAAAGAGGUUCAUUCUUAGUGCCCUGGAGAAGAACUUUCAACAAAAAAUAACAAUUAGUAGCGGAAGUAUCCGAUGUCAGUUACGUUAGAUUGAGAGUAAUGCAUCUAACAACAGUGGGAACCAUACCGCUGGAAUCCUUCUCUAGUAACGGUGCAAAAAAUACGAUUCAUAGUCAUACAUUUUUCAGUCUGACGCGAUAGGGAACCCACAUAAAAAUUUCGGUAGAAAAAUAAGCUAAUUAAUUCUCUCUCAUUAUAUCGGCAACAAUGGCACGCAGUUUUUAAUGAUUUUCGUCUUUCUGAUUAAUGGUUGUAAAAGCUCGAGUUCCAUCCAAUAUCUCACCGAUAUUCAAUUUUAGUCGAUUAAAUGUGGCAAAAUGUUGAUCAUAAUUUAUCAGAAACGCGAACAAACAAAUAAACACACAAACUGACAUUCUUCAAUAUAUAUAGUAUAUAUACAUAUUA